Messenger RNA from Mycena indigotica, 660 nucleotides. RefSeq names its product Ras-related protein Rab-18. Gene Ontology annotation, biological process: protein secretion; regulation of exocytosis. The coding region runs from base 1 to 660 and encodes 219 amino acids. The record is from RefSeq and is a predicted model, not a curated record. Lineage: Eukaryota; Fungi; Basidiomycota; Agaricomycetes; Agaricales; Mycenaceae. The transcript is spliced from 5 exons. Gene Ontology annotation, molecular function: GTPase activity; GTP binding.
AUGGCCCCUCCCCCAACCAAACCGCCCGCGCCCAUAAAUUAUAAACUCCUGCUCAUCGGCAACUCUUCUGUUGGAAAGAGCAGCCUGUUGCUACGCUUCUCUGACGAGCAAUGGUUGCCGGAAGACGAGAGUAGUGCGACGAUUGGGGUGGACUUUCGGGUUCACAAGAUGGAGGUCAAGGGGAAGAAAGUUAAGCUCAGUAUAUGGGAUACAGCUGGACAAGAGCGCUUCCGCACGAUCACAUCGUCAUACUACCGCGGUGCCCAAGGUGUCAUUCUUGUCUACGAUGUAUCCAACAGGGAGUCAUUCGACGCGCUACCCAGAUGGUACAGCGAACUAGAGGCGUCUCUCAGCGACAAAGUCGUCAAGAUCUUAGUCGGAAACAAGGUGGAUAAGGAAUUUUCGCGACAAGUCUCUACUGCCGAAGCGGAAGCUUACGCAGCUCGGAUGAACUCCCUCUUCGUUGAAGCCUCUGCUAAGACGGCUGCUAAUGUCAAGGAAGCCUUCACGCAAUGUGUGGAACGUAUCAUGGACCAGCCAGAACUAUGGGAGACGCCAGCCGGAACAGGCGCUGCGAUUAGCUCGAAUGUGAAGAUGCCAGGUGGUAAUAUCAAUCUCGCAGAGGACUCGCAGGAGGGUGGAGGUGGUUGUUCAUGUUGA